CGAUACGUCCAGUUUGACCAAUCUAACAAAAAUCAUUGUAUUUUCGUCCUAACGUACCGCUACGUAUAAAGCCGGUACCACGGCGUGUCGUUCACCUCCGUGCCACGAGAGGAAAAACGAAAUUUUUGGAAACGCCGAAAAUACCAUACUGUGAUCUUUCCUAUUAACUAAUUCGUCCUUGCCGGGGGUAUCGGUAGUUUUUUCUUAGCGCACAACGAGCCUCCACGUAAUCUCGGUUCCUUAUUCGACGAUUCGAUGUUAACGAGAAAAGCACUUAGUCGAUCGUAAUCGCGAAUUACACGGCGAGUGUCGCGAAUAACGGUGGGCGUUUGCGAUUGGAGGAUAGAGAAGACAUAUAGAAAAAGAAGAGGACAAGGUACAGACGAGUGAAAAUGGGGUGCAACACGAGCAAGGAGAGUGUCCAGCCGGUAGGGGAUGAAGCGAAGGAGGACGUGAAGAACGGCGAUAUCCCAAAAUCAUCAGAGAGCAGUUCGGCGAAGGUAGAGUCACAGGAAGGUUCACAAGGGAAGUCAGGGGAGUCGAAGGAGUCGAGCGAGAGUAAGGAGGAGCAGAAGAAGGAAGAGAAAGCUUCAGACAAAGACAGGGAAGAAGCCGCGACGAGGAUACAAGCGGCGUUCCGCGGCCAUCACGCCAGGAAGAGUAUGAAAGAGACUGAAUCCUCGACAAAGCAGACGGGGACCAAAUCAAACUCAGAGCCAACCAAAGAACAACUUCAGGAAGAGUUUCGCGCCGACGAUAAGGAGCUUUGCGAAGCGGCGACGAAAAUCCAGGCAUCUUUCCGCGGCCACAUGUCGAGAAAGGAGCAAGCUGCAUCCCUCGCAAAGUCGGCGGAGAACGCCGUCGAGAAUGUCGUCUCUCAGGCGGAGGAGAAAGCAAAGAAAGCCCUGAACGAGCUCGGGGAUAUCGAUCUCACGGACCCUGAUCUACACAAGGCGGCGACGAAAAUCCAAGCGAGCUUCCGGGGUCACAAGGUCCGCCAAGAAGUGUCGAAUCCUCCGCACAACGAAGAGCCAAAGAAAUAAAAAGGGGAUGACAGUGGUGGAGCUGAUCUUUUAAAAGUCGAAUCGUCGAUAGUAUGCCCGAAAUAAAACCAAAAAAAAGAAGAAAAAAAAAACACAAACCAACAAACAAACCAUGAAUAUAAGAGACAGCAAGUCGAAUUUGAACGAUCGAGAAAAAAGUAAAAAAAAGAAAAAAAAACAAUAAUAACCGUAAUAGCAGGAAACCGGGCUUCGUCUUUGCUUUUUCGUUUGUCGUCGAGUCCGCUUUGUACGAUCGCAUGCGAAAAUAUCCUAUUCACCGAUCCCUCGAAAUUUCAUGGCAUUUUUAUCUUUACGGAUCUGCGCGUCGCGAUUUACACGGAAUCGUAGAUUCCGCCGCCGUGAUUUCUAUUGACGUAAUGGCGAGUUUAGAAGCUCGCAGUAAACUUUUUCCGAAGACACAGUGGGAUGAUAGAGUCCUUGUUCGAGGAAGAAUUUUCAAAAAUUCGAAUUGUACUUACACGUAUAUUUUGUCCUCUCGAGAGUAUAUCUAUUAAAAGAAAAAGAAAAAGAAAACGACAAAAAAAUUAGACACUGCUUUUCCCGAUUCUACGAAAUACAAUUUCAACUUUGUAUCCUUAAAAAUUCGUACUUCGAUGCCAAUUCACAUUUGACCGUACACGUCUAUUUUAAAUUAGAAUGCUUAUCGAUUAAACAUCUCAAA
Molecule: messenger RNA, 1725 nt
Organism: Habropoda laboriosa
Lineage: Eukaryota; Metazoa; Arthropoda; Insecta; Hymenoptera; Apidae
Gene: igl
Product: HIRA-interacting protein 3
Exons: 5
Coding region: 393-1043 (216 amino acids)
Molecular function (GO): calmodulin binding
Source: RefSeq, a predicted model, not a curated record